Messenger RNA from Ceratotherium simum simum (southern white rhinoceros), 859 nucleotides. NCBI's taxonomy places the organism in Eukaryota, Metazoa, Chordata, Mammalia, Perissodactyla, Rhinocerotidae. The record is from RefSeq and is a predicted model, not a curated record.
GGCAGCGGGGACGCUGGCCGGCAUGGCCAGCUGGGUGUUCUGUAACCGCUGCUUCCAACCGCCCCACAGGACGGCGUGCUUCAGCCUGACCAACUGUGGCCACGUGUACUGCCAGGGCUGUCUGGGCAAAGGUAAAAAGGAUGAAUGCUUGAUUUGUAAAGUUCCUUGUCGUACAGUGUUACUUUCAAAACACACUGACUUAGACAUCCAGGCGCUCUUCAUGGGCAUUGACAGUCUGUGUAAGAAGUACUCAAGAGAGACCUCCCAGAUUUCAGAAUUUCAAGAAAAACACAGGAAGAGACUGGUAACCUUCUACAGAGAAAAGAUUUCUAAGUUGGAAGACUCCCUCCGAAAGUCAGUGCUGCGGAUACAAGAGCUGCAGAGCAUGAGAUCAUCACAACAAACAGCUUUCAGCACAAUAAGAAAUUCAGUUUCGACCCCUUCAGCAAAGCCAGAUGGCUGGCCAUUCCUGCCAACGGACUCGUCCUCCUCUGAAAGAGUGGAGUCCAUGGAAGUUGACCUCACUCCUUCCCCAAUGAGGAAGCCUCAGGUAGCAGCUGGCCCGCCGAGGAUCUCCCUGAUUAGUCCACCUCAGGAUGGGCGCAUGGGCAGCGUCUCCCACCGCGGCUCUCAGCACCUUGGCCUGACGCCAGGUCACAGCAGCGUGUCACAGGCUCUCAGGAUUCCACCACUGCAGAUCCCCUGCAAGGGACCGUCCCACACUCCAGCCCCCCAGGGACCAGGCAGAGCGGGACGAGGGGCCUCGCCUAGCCUCGGGGGCUCCCGGGCUCCGCCUCGGCAGCCCAUCAGCAUCUCAGGGCUGCUGCAGAGGCAGCACUUAGGCAAGUCUGCUCCCUGA